This is a messenger RNA of Copidosoma floridanum, 1011 nucleotides long. RefSeq lists its product as uncharacterized. Gene Ontology annotation, molecular function: G protein-coupled peptide receptor activity. The record is from RefSeq and is a predicted model, not a curated record. NCBI's taxonomy places the organism in Eukaryota, Metazoa, Arthropoda, Insecta, Hymenoptera, Encyrtidae. Gene Ontology annotation, biological process: G protein-coupled receptor signaling pathway. Gene Ontology annotation, cellular component: plasma membrane.
AUGAAUGUCUUUGAUGAUUAUUCGAGAGAUUCAAAUAUUUCAACUGAAUCAAUAAUUAAUUCUAUUACCUAUUUAAAAGGAGUGAUGUUUUGGGGUGCCCAAACAUAUAUGUACAUAAACAUAAUUCAUUUUUUUAUGUGCAUCUUAGUAGUAAUAAUCUAUUGUGCAUUAUCUGACAAGAACAAAAAUCUUUACAACCGCCUUGUUUUACGACACAAUAUAUGCCUUCUUUUGCUUGGUGGAAUUCUCACUUUACUGGGCUACUGUCACAUGUACAAGUGUUGCUAUGGAAAUUUGGUGACUCGGUUGUUUUGGCUAAGCUUGCAAUACUUUACCAAUGCCACUGUAUUUUGGCUGAACGUCAUUUGUUUCGACAUGACUUUGGUGAUUACGCGCCUCAGUUGGAUUUUUAAUAUUGUUCGUCGAGAAGAUGAAAAUCAAAAGCUUAUCAUCUAUAGCCUGUUCGUUUGGUGUGGCGCUUUGAUACCAACUCUGACAGCUGCAAUUUUUGAGUUUGUUCCUUUAGUACCAAAUGACUUCUUCAUGAAGGUCAACUUCAUAGAAGCUUCUAAGGGUCCUAGGCCAGUAGUUAAUAUGUACUUCUUUCUCGUACCUGCACACACUCUUUUUUUCAAUAAUUUGUUAUUUGUUUUUACCACCUACAGUAUUGUUAAAAUACAGCAAAGUACGAAAUUGGCCAUAAAAAAUCAAGAGAGCUUACUUCGAAAACAAUACUUUUUAUUCUUGAGGCUCUAUGUUUUUAUGGGGGCUCCUUGGUUUUUUGGUACAGUGUUAGCUUGUUUUAAUAAACUUGUUGUGCUAAAAAUGUGUAGGUUAAUGCAACCAAUUUUGUGGUUAAUUAUGCUUGCUUCUCGUAGUAAAAUACGGCAACACGUAAUUUAUAAGUUUCUUUGGAAAAAAUUUACGUGGAUAAAUAAACAAAGCACCAAGAGAGUGGAAUUAAAUGACGUUAUUAAUUUAAAGCCAAAAAAUAAUCUAGUAACAAAUUAA